AGAAGUUGCAAUUUAAAAAAAUGUUUAAGAGGAAAUACGAGGUGCAUUGAUUCUUAGAACUAUUUAGAAUCUUCAUCCUAUGGCUUCUUGUUGAUGAUAGAGAUCACGCUGCUGCCAGUCUUAGUGUUGACUCUAAAGUAACUGGAUCUUUGUUAUUGACUGCGUUUUGGUAUUAUUAUUUCAUUUUUUCUAAAACUAUUUUAAAUCGGUUUUGUUUGACAUCCGGCUUCAUAUCAGGUCUAAUUAGUUGCAAGGUAAAUAUCUGCGUGCAAGUUUUGGUUGUGUUUUCAUUGAUCUGGUUUGGAAUCAUGUCGAAAAAACUCUCAGCAAUUACUCACACAUUUCCACUAACACAUGGUUUGACUGAUUUUUUUUUAUGGGAAGAAGCAACUAUCUGCGUUCUUCUCCACAUCUUACACACCAAUUAUCUUUUAUAGCCCGAGAAUCGCCUUUACUAUUUUUCUCUAGUGGUUUUGCAGUUUUGCUUUGGUUUCUUUCACCAGCCUCGACAGCAGUACUGUUAUAGUUUUGAGUUUGUGAUUCUGUGUAUCAUCAAGAAGACAGAAGUGUACCACAGAGAAGCUUCAGAGAACUCUGCCAGCUGUUUAUAUUUCUCUCUGUCAGCCUCAAGACAAAUAUUGUUACCAUCAUAGCAACACUGUGCAAGACGCAGUCACAAAAACGUUCAGGUAAAAUGUAGGCUGAGUUUGAAACUUGAUAUGGUCCGAGCAUGGGGGGGCCACAAGAAUAUUGUCCCCUGCUCAACCUCCUCAUUUUAUGCCCAUGGCUGCAUUUACUUCAGAAAACGUUAUAGAUGUGCAGGUGAGAUCAGAACACUUUUAUUCUCUCUGGUUUCAGAGGAACUAAAGGAUUACCUGCUCGGAGACGGUGCCGUCAAUAAGAUCUUCACCCUGGGCAACAGCGAGUUCCCUGUCAGCUGGGAAAACGAGAUCAAGAUGUGGACUUUCCUGGAGACCAGGGCUGCUCUCCUGCUCAAGACCUACAAGACCACCUCACAGGAGGACAGCUCCAUGCUUGAGAAAGCAGAUCUAUCCCUCAAUUCUCGCGUGGCAGUCCAGCUCAGCUUGGCUGAAAAGCAAAUCCUGGAGAAGGCUUCGGCCAGUGGCCGGGCCAAGCGUUUGCACUUUGAGAAGAAGCUAGAGGAGGGAGCUCGGUUGCCUCGAUAUGAGGAAAGCGAUAUCGCUUUGCUGGAGAAUUCUGAUGCAGAUUCAAAGCUUCCGAUCAUUCUACGAAAGUUGGAGGAGGUAGAAGAAGGCCAGGAGAUCCAAGUGGAGGAGCACAGUCACUUCCUGAACGGGGACAAGGUUGCCGCUGGUUUUGAUCAAGAGGCUAAUGGAGGGCUGACACUGGAGGGGAUCAGUGGAGAUGUUGAUUCAGCUUUGGACUCGAUUGGAAGUUCAACUCAGAAGGGCCAAAAGGAAGUAGCAAACCUAAGUGCCAGUUGAACUGAUGAUAGUCCCAAAAAACAACUGUGAAUAAAUGUAUUUCACUUACUGCCACAGCCCAUGCUAUUUAUAUUUUUUUUGUGUCUCUUAAAUGACUCUGAAAUAUUAAAGCUGAAAAAAUGCAAAGCUGCAGAACUUUUCAGAUUGCACGUUCAUCCAGCGUGGCUUUUCUUCGUUUUUUUAAAUGCUGCCGGUGUGUCCCUGUGUGCAGAACAGCUUGUAACUAGUGUUAGACCUGCGCACAUGAAGCAAGUGAAGGAUAGACACCACAAACUGGUUCCAGCACAUUGUUAGGUGAGAGAAAAUAAUAAAAGGAGUUAGGUGAAUGUUAUUUCCACAAAGCCAAAAUGUCUCUAAUCUUCUGAAUUGGUUGGUUUAUUACUGCAGUUUGUCUCCAUAAAUGUCCUGUAUGCUUUGAUUUGACAAUCGUUUUCUCCGGGGCUUUUUGUGCUACUGAGUUAAGACCAUCACUGCCCUCUGCUCCUUUUAUCCUGCUUAAAAUUAUUUCAAGCAAAACAUACAUGCAUACGUCUGAGAACAAUUGUUUUAAUUGAUGGUAGUUGUUAUGGUAUGAUAUGCCAAAAUGGAAGAUGGUUUUUGCUUGAUUUCUUCUUCUUUUUUUACCAUCAAAAUGUUAAUUUCAGUAAUUAUGUAGUUUCAGUAUUCAAGAAUUUUGUUUUAUUGUGUGUUUUUAAGAAGUUUCUUUAUGAGUGUACUUGGUGUAUGUUGCAGUGAUGAUCUGCUGAUGUCACCAGAAGGGAUUGAUGGGUGUGACUCGCUGAGACAGCAGAGGACAGAUUAUAGAGGUCUCCUGUUGAAAAAUGUUAGUUUGACUGCCAUAAAAUGAGGCAAUUUCUACAUGAAAAACUUUGUAUGAAAGACACGGACGCACUCCGUCAGUAGAUUAUGUCGCUCUGUAGUUGGUGUUAUCUGCAGGGAUGGCCCCAAAAACUCAAAAAUAAAGACAAUAACUUAC
Molecule: messenger RNA, 2442 nt
Organism: Notothenia coriiceps (black rockcod)
Lineage: Eukaryota; Metazoa; Chordata; Actinopteri; Perciformes; Nototheniidae
Product: histone-lysine N-methyltransferase setd3-like
Exons: 2
Coding region: 720-1466 (248 amino acids)
Source: RefSeq, a predicted model, not a curated record